Molecule: messenger RNA, 1149 nt
Organism: Trypanosoma rangeli
Lineage: Eukaryota; Euglenozoa; Kinetoplastea; Trypanosomatida; Trypanosomatidae
Exons: 1
Coding region: 1-1149 (382 amino acids)
Molecular function (GO): nucleic acid binding
Source: RefSeq, a predicted model, not a curated record
AUGUUCCGUCUCGUGGGAUGGCGACUUACCGCCAUUGUGACUUCUACUCCGCUGCUGCAGAAGGCAAUGACUGCCGGCAAAACGCCGCAGGGACCCGUUGCUGACCAGCCUGCGAAGCGGCGCAUCGGCACAGUCACGUCGUUUAUGCAUCGCCGCGGUUAUGGCUUUCUCCGCGAGGUGGAGCCGCCUGCUGCAAAGAAGAAAGACCCCCGCAAGGCUGCCGCGGCCAUACCAGCGAACACCGACUCCCCAGGGAGUGAUGUGGCGUCCACUUUCUUCUUCCCGCGGUCGUCGCUGGACGGCGGGUUUUAUCUGACGGAAGGACAGAUCGUGGCGUUUGAUGUCCGGGUGGCGCAGCCCAGCAAAAAACUCAAUACGCGCCUAACGGAGGCGAACUCAGCUUUUUCCGCUGACGCUGCCUUAGCGUCUGCAUCUGCAGACAGUUCUGACGAGACGGUGAAUGGUGAGCGGUCAAGGCAGCUUUCUGUUGCCCACCGCAUUCGUCUGUACGACGCCCUUGACGGUAAAGAAAAGUCUGUGACGCCCAUCAUGCUCUUUGGCUACGUCGACAGCUGGGAUCCGCUUGCCGGCACAGGCGUCAUUGCAGAGUUGGACCUCUGUGGUAGCCUACACGACGAUGCCCCCCGUUUCACCGUCAGUCUCGAGGACUUGGACCUCGCAGCGGGAUCGGAGUUGCGACGCGGCCGUUACGUGCGCUUCUGUCUCGAAGCUGGGGACCGUACUGCCGCACGGCGUGUCAUCGUGGACCGCAGCGCGGAGAAGAAACACGCAGUGCGGUCAGAGGCUGCCACGGGCGACACGGCUGGUGCGCCUGAAUCUCGUUUCUACGGCACAGUGAGGGAAAUUGUGGAGGGCCGCUUUGGGUUUAUUCUGCUCGACGGCACGGGAGAGUCCGUGUUCUUUCACCUGAGCAACGCCGAGGGCGACGGCGUCAAACAGGGCGACACCGUCUCAUUUAUUAUGCGUGAGGUGACGCAGGGAAAGCACGCGGGGAAGCGCACGUGUGUUCGGGUGCGGCGGUGCACCGGGCGAAGUUCUAAAAUGCCAGCCGGAGCUUCCGCCAACGGGCGCCAGUCGCGGGCCGCGUCAGACCCCUUCGACGAGGACGACUUUGAACUGCUCGACUGA